This is a messenger RNA of Gigantopelta aegis, 4537 nucleotides long. Its product is annotated as cell division cycle protein 27 homolog. Gene Ontology annotation, biological process: cell division. NCBI's taxonomy places the organism in Eukaryota, Metazoa, Mollusca, Gastropoda, Neomphalida, Peltospiridae. The transcript is spliced from 20 exons. The record is from RefSeq and is a predicted model, not a curated record. Gene Ontology annotation, molecular function: protein binding. The coding region runs from base 103 to 2541 and encodes 812 amino acids.
UGGCGACUAAAGAAAGAUGAUCUGUAAUAUUUAUUUCAGUUUUCCUUUUUAUUACAAUUAUUACGUGGAACGUAGAGAUUUGCUCUUAGUUUAUAAGACAUAAUGCUACUCCAAGAACCAGUACAGGCUGCAAUAUGGGAUGCCCUCAAUCAUUAUGCAUAUCCAGAUGCGACAUUUCUAGCUGAACGUCUGUAUGCUGAAGUUUCCAGCGAUGACGCUUUGUUUCUCCUGGCAACCUGCUACUAUCGCUCGGGGUACCCGAUUCAGGCGUACUUACUACUACAGAAGAAGGGAUGUCACACUGCGCAGUGUCGAUUCCUUAUGGCUCGCUGCUGUAUGGAGUUGAACAAGUCGUCGGAGGCGGAAGACAUUCUGUCUGGUAGCAUCGUGACCCGUGUGAAAUCUCUCGACGAAAUCGAGUCAGAGUUUGGCAACAUGGCGUGUCACGUGUUUUCUCUGCUUGGGACACUGUACAGUAAAACGGAGAGACAUCAAAAGGCGACGGUUUGCUUCAAGAAAAGUCUUCAUUUGAAUCCUCUGUUAUGGAAGUCCUAUGAACGACUCUGUCAGAUGGGUGAGAAGAUUGAUCCUAGCGAGGUGUUUCAGGUCCCGGUUCAGAUGGGUUUGCAGUCGUCACAAGUUCAACAACAACAACAACAGCCACAGCUACAACAGCAGCAGCAGCUACAACAUUCAACACAAACACCUCAGUCUGUUACCGACGUUUUGUCUCCCAUUUCCGAGGCCUUGACGCCGAUGUCUAAUGAAGUGAAUAUGCAGCUGCCGGCUCCACAGAUAGUGACGAUGAACACGACGCCGGAAAAUCAGGACAUCCCGAUGAUAGACAAACUUCUGACUGCUGCGCCCAAACUCUGUCGCACGACCAGGAAACUGUCGAAGCCCUGCCACGCCCUUUUCCUCAGUCCAAUGACUCCAAGUUUUGGAAUUCUGCCGUUAGAAACACCAAGUCCUGCGUCGGAUCACAACCUGAUGCCGUUUAUCACACCCAGUCCGCUGAUGUUCAAUGACAUACAGAUGAACGAUGCCAAAGCUCCCAAGAAAAAACCUUCUACACGGAAAGGCCCCAAUAUGAAUGCUAUGCCAAAACCGCCAGUUUUUGGUAUUAACACAAACACUCGAGAUGUUCCAAAACCACUUGUAGGAAACAUUCCCAACGUCCGGAGAAGUUCUCGGUUGUUUGGCAAUUCUAAUUCUAGCUCUGUGAAGGAAAACAACAAGAGCCCGGAGAAGUCGCGGUUUGCGAGUCCGAAAGCGGUGAACCGGAAAUCGAAGCCGCGGAUCAGCAAGUCGCAGCAGGAGCUGAACGAGAUUAACAAGAGUGAGAUGCAUGUUGACAGUAAACCCGCUGCCCAGCCCGAACUGCCAACCCCCUCGCAGAUACUACAGAUGCAGCACCAGAGUCUGUCUGGCAUUUUAAACCUGCUCCAGCAGCUGGGGAAAGCUUUCAUGUAUCUCUCGCAGUACGAGUGUCGCAAGGCGAUAGAGCUGUUUUCAGACAUACCCGAACACCAGUACUACACAGGCUGGGUCCUCUCUCAUUUGGGGCGAUCUCACUUUGAAAGUGCCGACUAUAAAAAGGCGGAGAAAAUCUUUGAGGAGCUUCGCCGACUCGAGCCGUACUACAUCACGGGUAUGGAGAUGUACAGCACCACGCUGUGGCAUUUACAGAGGGAAGUGGAGUUGUCUGUCCUUGCCCACGAACUCACCGAUCUGGACAAACAGUCUCCUGAAGCUUGGUGUGCAACAGGAAACUGCUUCAGUCUGCAGAAGGAACACGAUGUGGCUAUUAAAUUCUUCCAAAGAGCCAUUCAGGUGGAUCCCAACUUUGCAUACGCGUAUACUCUGCUGGGCCAUGAGUACGUGUUUACAGAGGAGUUGGACAAGGCUUUGGCGUGUUUCAGGAACGCUAUACGUGUAGACACGCGCCAUUACAAUGCUUGGUAUGGAGUGGGUCUGAUUUACUACAAGCAGGAGAAAUUCAACUUCGCCGAGGUCCACUUCCGAAAGGCACUGAGCAUCAACCCAAACAGUUCAGCCCUGCUCUGUCACAUCGGAGUGGUUCAGCAUGCGCAGCAGAAGUCUGAAUCUGCUCUCUCAACGCUGAAUCGCGCCAUCGCUGCCGACCCUCGGAACGCGCUCUGCAAGUUCCACAGAGCGUCCAUCCUGUUUGCUAACGACAAACACAAGGAUGCUUUACAAGAACUUGAAGAAUUGAAGACGAUCGUUCCUAAAGAAUCUCUCGUGUAUUUCUUGAUAGGGAAGGUCCACAAGAAAUUGGGCAACACUCACUUGGCUCUGAUGAAUUUCUCGUGGGCGAUGGAUCUGGACCCGAAGGGAAUCAACAACCAGAUCAAAGAAGCAAUAGACAAACGAUAUGUAACGGAGGAGGACGAUCCACUGGUUCACUUGAACGAAACUGCAAUAGAAGAAGGUCCAAGCGGCGAGGGAGAUGAAGAAACGCCUCAGAUCAGUUUGUCCGACCCAGAUCUACAGGCCAUCGAGAGUGACGAGAGUUUGUGACAUCCGCCACAUCCGUAAACACAAAUAAUUUAACUCUGUGACAACUGUAAACACAGAAUUAAAAUGUGUGAUAUUUGCCACAUUCGUAAACAUGAAUAGUUUAACUCUGUGACAACUAAUCACAGAUAAUUAAAAUGUGUGACAUUUGCCAUGUCUGUAAACAUGAAUCAUUAAUUUAACUAUGUGACAACUAAUCGCAGAUAAUUAUAACUUGUGACAUUUCCAACGUUCAUAAACACAAAUAAUUUAACACUAUGAAAACUGUAAACACAGAUAAUUAAAUCUGUGAUAUUUUCCAUGUUCGUAAAGCCUAAUAAUUUAACACUGACAACUGUAAACACAGAUAAUUAAAUCUGUGAUAUUUUCCAUGUUCGUAAAGCCUAAUAAUUUAACACUGACAAUUGUAAACACAAAUAAUUAAAUCUGAUAUUUUUCAUCCGUAAACACAAAUAAUUUAAAACUGAUAGCUUUAAAUACAGAUUAUUAAAAUGUGUAACAUUUGCCACAUCCAUAAACACAAAUAAUUGACUGAUAUUUGCCAUGUCCGUAAACACAAAUAAUUUAAAACUGAUGGCUUUAAACACACAUUAUUAAAAUGUGUAACAUUUGCCACAUUCGUAAACACAAAUAAUUGACUGAUAUUUGCCAUGUCCGUAAACAUGAAUAGUUUAAAACUGUGACAACUGUAAACACUUAAUUAAAUCUUUGAUAUUUGCCAUAUUUGCAAACACAAAUAAUUUAGCACUGUGACAACUAAACAUUCGUAAUUAAAUCUGUGAUAUUUGUCACGUUUGUUAACACGAAUAGUUUGACAUUCAAACAACUGUAAACACAAAUCAUUUAAAGAUGCCAUCCUGAGUUUGAUGCCAUGUGAAAUGUUUAAGACUAUCUCAAUUGUCACAAGCUUUAGCGAGUGAUAAUGAAAAUUAUUUCACAAGGGACAUAAACAUGAUACGAAAUGGUAAUGAGUUUAAUGUCCUAUUUAUUACCCAUAAUUGAUCUUAAUUUAUAUCACUCAUCUCAUUUCGUCCACGUUCCUGUAAUAGUGUAAAGUUAUAGUACGUCAAUCGAUGACGUCAUCUUGUGACGUCAAAAGUGUUACGUCCCACUUGGCAUUCUAAAAUAUUUUUAACCAUAUGGGUAAUAAUAAAUAUAUCUUCUUCCUUACAGUAUCAGUGCCUGAAGAUACAAUGUGUUUCUUGUUACCCUAUUUUUGUAGGUAGGCCAAAAUAUAUUUUACCUCCAAAUAGUUUCCAAUGUACAAAACAUUUUAUAUUAGGAAGUAAAAUGAAAUUUGAGCUAUUAGAAACAUUAGGAUGACCAGAAACACAUUUGAUUCACAGAAACUGAUAUUCUAAACAAUAAACUAUUCAAGACUUAAGUUCAGUUGUUAAAAAGUUUUUAUUACAUGUAUUUAGAAAUGUGUUUCAGUGGCUGAUAACUUAGGAUUGUCCCUUUAAAACUUUUUCAAAAAGCUUGAAGACUUUUGCAACUUAAAGACUUUGUGCUUCACAGACACAGACAAAUAAAUGCUUGAAAACCAUUUCAGUAUCGGACAAUAAACGAGUGCUGUAGUUUUUCCCAUACACACCAUGCUGACUUAUAAAUAUUUUCUUAUGCUACGUCCACUGUCCAUGCUUAUAAUCAACAAUUUACAACUUGGAAAUGAGUCUUAAAUUUACAUAGAUUGCUCAUCUAAAUCACUUACUAUAUAUAUAUUUUAUUUUUUUCCCCCUCCUGUUUCUUCUUCUUACAGUACACCAUAUUUUAUCAAAAUAACAUGUCGAUCCACUACUAAAACCCCCAGACUUUAUAGCUUAGUAACUGGUUUAACGUGUCCAUAUACCACUAGGAUUUCAAACACGCCUAUCCGAGUCCGGCCUCCGAUAGGAUCGGGGGUCUGACUCAGGGCAGGGAUACCAGACUUUAUGAACGAGUUGAUGAGAGAAUGACACCAGUUUGCUAUAGCUAUAAACAAACAAUUUUUGUAAAUGAC